GCCCCGGUGGCCUCCCGGGGGGCGGGCGCCGCCGCUGUGUCAGCGCGGCCUCGGGCGCGGGGUGGCGGCUCCGGCCCCGCAGAGCCGCGGCCGGUCCCGUCAGGGCUGGAAGGCGCCUCCGUUAGCGGCGCUUCGGCCUGUUUUGCCCGUUUGCGUGGUGGCGGGUUCGCUGCCGGCGCCGUGCGGCUGCUGCUCGUUCCGUGUGCGGGUGUGAGCGGGGACAGGGAGAGAACGCGAGAAUGAAUGGAGCAGCCGCGGUUCGGGGAGGGCAGCCGGUGGUUCGGGGGGAGCCGCAGCAGGAGCCGGUUAUGGAGACUGGAAUUCCGGGACAAACAGAGGUUAUGAGGGAUACAGUUACAGCUAUGGCUACAGCCAGGAUAACUCUGGGAAUUACGGCUAUGGAAUGGCCACUUCCAACUCCUGGGAAAUGGCCAACUCGGACGUGGACAUGAACCCCGAUGGCUCCAGUGGUGCUGAGGGUGUCCUCGGGAAGAUGAACCAGCGCUUGGACAUGGUGUCCCACAUGGAUACGGACACGAUGCAGGGAGGACACUAUGGAUCUGGGGACAGGUACGACUCGUACGAAUCCUACGACUCGAGGUCCUCCCUGAACGACCGCGACAUGUUUCGCCCCAGCUACGACUACGGCGAGGCCGAGCACGACAACGACAGCUCCUACGAGGGUCCCUACGACAACUUCUACGGGAAUCGGCGGGAUCAGUUCCAGGGCAGAGCUCGGGAUAACUUUGGGCAGCGGGGCCAGAACUGGGGGCGGGACAACCGCAACAACAGGCCCUUGGCAUCGGCUUAUCCCGGGCGGAUGAGCGGCCAGUGGAACGAGGCUGCGCAGUCAAUGGGAUCCCGGGGUCCCCACGGCUCCUCCAGGCUUCCUUCCCUCUUCUCCCACAACAUUAUCCCAGAACUCAGCAUGUUCCAAGGGAUGCGAGGCUUCCCGGGGAACAUGCGCUAUGGAGGGGGGAUGAUGAAGCAGCGGAUGAGGAGGAACUGGAAAAUGUGGGAUUCGGAUUUUAAACCCCAGAAGAAGAAGCUCAAGAAGGAUCCCAGCACGAAGAAGCGGAAGCUCACGAACAGCUCCGAUGAUCCCGACAGCAAAGCGGCCAAGACGGACGGCUCCGAGAACUCCGACUCGGACAACGAGGAGGGAACAGAAGGAGAAUCAGGAGAGAAGGAGGAGAAGGAGGGCUCCAGAGGGGAAGGGGAAGAUGAAGAAGGGAAAGAUUCAGAGAAAGGUGCUCUCACAAUCCAGGAGGAGAUCAGUCAGAUCAAGCGCAGGUUGCAGGCGGGCAAGAGAACUCCAGAGAGGCAGAAGAAGAGGCACCGGGAUCGCAUGGUGGAAAGGAUUCAGUUUGUUUGUUCACUGUGCAAAUAUCGGACCUUCUACGACGACGAGAUGAGCAGUCACCUGGAGAGCAAAUUCCAUAAGGAACACUUCAAGUUCGUUGGAACCAAGUUGCCUCAACAAACAGCUGAUUUCCUGCAGGAAUAUGUUGCCAAUAAAACAAGGAAAACUGAGGAGCGCCGUAAAGCGAUCGAAGACAUUAACGCGGUCAUUCAGCAGAUAUACAGGGAUCAGGAUCUUACACAAGAUGUUGGCAUGGAGCAUUUCAUCAAGAAGGUGGAGGCAGCUCAUUGUGCUGCCUGUGACCUCUUCAUCCCCAUGCAGUACGGCAUCAUCCAGAAACACUUGAAGUCACUCGACCACAACCACAACCGCAGGGCCAUGAUGGAGCAAUCCAAGAAAUCCUCACUAGUGGUUGCAAGGAGUAUUCUCAACAACAAGCUCAUCAGUAAGAAACUGGAGCGGUACCUCAAGGGUGAGAAUCCUUUCACGGAUGACCCAGAAGAGAAAGAGGAGCAUGAGGAAGGAGAAGGAGGAGCCAGUGGAAAUGCCGAGGAAGGAACAGCAGAAGGAGCAGACGAAAACAAGGACGAGGAGGAAAAUGCAGAGGAGGAAAAUCCAGAAGAGGAAAACCCCGAAGAAAACGCAGAGGAAGAAAAUCUGGAAGAGGAGAAUCCAGAGGAGGGAAAUCUAGAGGAGGAAAACAAGGAUCCCAAAGAGAACGUAGAAGCAGAAGGUGCUGGGAAUGAGGGGGAGCGAGAAGAAACAGGGACAGAGACAAGUGAGGCACAAGCACAAGCAGAGGUGGAGCCGGCUGCAGGGAACGGGGAGCAGCAGAAUUCCCUGCCUCUGGAGGAAUCCCUCCCUGAGGAAGAGGAGCAGCAGCCGGUAGAAGAGGAGGAGGAGGAGAGUGAGGAAGCUGCUGCAGCACAAGAGGAGGAGGAAGAUGGGGAUUAAACUCUGGAGAGGGGAAAUGAUGUGGGAAAGACCUGAUGUAUUUGGGGGUUUUUAAACCAUACCUGUACCUGUGAAUUCCAUAGCACAUGUUCCAAGUUCUCAUCCCACUCACGUAGGCAGUGGAAGCCUUUCCCUGUAAAGUGAUUUGGGGGGGGGAUAGAGGGGUUGUUUUUAACCAAACCUUGAGUUUUAGGCACAUGGGGUUGUGUGGUUUGUAGCUGGCUUGGUCCUUUCGAGCCUGUGUGCAAACCAAUUGCUCCUCCACAACGUGGCAAACGAAACCUCUUCUCAUCUCCUUGAAUUGAAACUCUAUUUAACAACGAUGUGGUUUGUUCCCUUUGUCUGGAAACAUCAGGAAUUCUGUCCUGGGCUUUUAAUUUCUGCCUCUUAACUCCCACGUGGCUGUAAUAUCCCCCCCCCCCCACCCCCCCCCGAUGUUUUAUUGUGCCGAGGAAACUAAGUGGUGUCAACGUUGUGUUGUUUGUAAAACACUUGGAUUUUCAAGGUGAAUGUGGAGAUAAAAGGACUGUCCUGAG
Messenger RNA from Strigops habroptila (Kakapo), 2853 nucleotides. It is a transcript of the gene AKAP8L, whose product is annotated as A-kinase anchoring protein 8 like. Gene Ontology annotation, molecular function: protein kinase A regulatory subunit binding; DNA binding. The transcript is spliced from 13 exons. Gene Ontology annotation, cellular component: nuclear matrix; nucleus. Bases 404 to 2317 code for a protein of 637 amino acids. The record is from RefSeq and is a predicted model, not a curated record. Lineage: Eukaryota; Metazoa; Chordata; Aves; Psittaciformes; Psittacidae.